This is a messenger RNA of Alternaria arborescens, 1698 nucleotides long. RefSeq lists its product as hypothetical. The record is from RefSeq and is a predicted model, not a curated record. Gene Ontology annotation, biological process: regulation of transcription by RNA polymerase II. The transcript has a single exon. NCBI's taxonomy places the organism in Eukaryota, Fungi, Ascomycota, Dothideomycetes, Pleosporales, Pleosporaceae. The coding region runs from base 1 to 1698 and encodes 565 amino acids.
AUGGUCACGACAGACGAGUCAAGACACCUCCAUGGGUUGGUUGACAUGGGCAGUAACGGCAUCCGCUUCUCAAUCACCGAACUAACGCCAGGGACACAAAGAAUUUUGCCGACUGUGUAUCUGGAUCGGGCAGCUAUUUCAUUAUAUGACGCUCAAUACGAAAAUGGCCAAGUCGUGCCGAUUCCAGACGCUACGAUCAAGCAAGUGGUCAAAUCUCUGUUGCGUUUCAAAGCGACGUGCGAAGACUUCGGCGUACCUGAGAAGCAGAUUCGCAUUGUAGCUACGGAAGCUACCAGAAAAGCUAGCAAUUCUGAGGACUUUCAAAAUACGAUCAAAGAUGCUACCGGCUGGACUGUUCAACUUCUGUCGAAAGAGAUGGAAGGCCGGGUCGGAGCGUUCGGUGUAGCAAGCUCAUAUCAUAGGCCAACAGGGCUCAUGAUGGACCUAGGUGGAGGCUCUACGCAGAUCAACUGGAUGUCUAGUCGGGUCGGUUACGAUGAAAUUGAAAUGUGCGAGAAAGGAAGUGCAAGCCUCCCGUACGGUGCUGCUGCCCUUAUCAAGAGGCUUGAAGAAGCAGGCUCUCCCGACAGCGAUGCUUUCAAGACGUUCGAAAGUCAAGUUCUCAUGGAUCUCAAAGCUGCAGUUCAAGACAUAAAGAUACCACAGCAUCUGCUUGAUCGUUCACAUUCACCCGAAGGCCUUUCACUCUAUCUGUCUGGUGGUGGCUUUCGUGGCUGGGGCUUCGUACUUAUGUCGGAGCAUGCAAUCCAACCAUAUCCCAUACCUAUCAUUAACGGGUUCCGUACCACCAAGGAUGCAUUCCAUGAUACGCUGGCUAUACAAGCUGCCGUUCAAAAAGAGGAUACUCCUGAAAUCUUCCGUGUAUCGGCUCGCAGAGCAAGUCAGGUUCCAGCAGUAGCUUUCCUGGUGAAUUGCUUGUCUAAAGCACUACCGAGUAUCAAGGACGUAUACUUCUGUCAAGGAGGUGUACGAGAAGGCAUGUAUUUCGCGGAGAUGGACCCAGCAAACUGGUCGGACUGGCCCUUAGUGGCUGCCACAAGAUCGUAUGCCAAGCCGUCGAGCCAUGAGUUUGUGGAAGUUUUGCAAAGAGCCAGUAUGUCUAUGCCAACACCAUCGCACCAAGAGUUGUUCAGCAUCGGUAUGACGAGAGCAUUCGCCUAUACUAUGUUUGCACACAUGGCUCAAGUCAAGGAUCUGCGAGCUGGAUCUGCGCUUCGAAGCACUACCACCGGAUUGUUUUCCGCCGCACAUGGUUUGAGUCACGAAGACCGCGCGAUACUUGCCAUCUUCCUCUGCGAACGCUAUGGCGGUUACAGUUCGAUAAGUCCUACGGAGCAGGAUUUCUACCGCCGAAUGCUGCAACUCGUGCCAGGACACUUGCAAUGGUGGUGCAUGUAUACUGGUCGCGUUGCUGCAGUUUUGGCCAGCGUAUAUCCUGCGGGUGUGGUUCGGGAGAAGAGGGUGGAACUGACUUCACAAUGGACGACGACAAAGAAAGGAAACGAGAAGUUGUGUGUAGAUUUCAAGUUUAGUAAGGAACCGGAUGAACUUGACGAAGGGCUCAAUGCAGCACUGAGAAAGGUGGAAAAGGCGGGAAAGAAGAAGAACUGGAUAGGAGGACACGGAUACAAAGUGCUUUUGAGGAUCAAUGGCAAGGAAUACAGUGAGGAUGAUUAA